This is a messenger RNA of Trichoderma asperellum CBS 433.97, 1287 nucleotides long. RefSeq lists its product as uncharacterized. Gene Ontology annotation, biological process: L-valine catabolic process. Gene Ontology annotation, cellular component: mitochondrion. NCBI's taxonomy places the organism in Eukaryota, Fungi, Ascomycota, Sordariomycetes, Hypocreales, Hypocreaceae. The record is from RefSeq and is a predicted model, not a curated record. Gene Ontology annotation, molecular function: 3-hydroxyisobutyrate dehydrogenase activity; NADP binding; NAD binding.
CUUUUUUUCAUUUUGUUUUGGUCCCUUUUCCUCUUGCUUACUUUUUUUGUUGCAACAUUGUCUUCAGAUUUGCCCAGAAUGAGAGUCGCAGUCACACGUUUGGGAGGCCUGGUGCAGCGGAGAGGCUUUGCGAGCACGCCGAGGCGGCUUGACAACUAUGCCUUUAUUGGUCUUGGCCAGAUGGGCUACCAAAUGGCCAAGAACUUACAGUCCAAGCUCAAACCGUCAGACAAAGUUGCCAUCUUUGACGUCAACACGACGGCGUUGGAGGGCCUUUCGGCAGAGAUGAAGGCUGCGUCUUCGGGCGCUGCUGUUGAGGUGGCGGCCAGUGCGCAUGAUGCGUCUAAAGAAGCUGACACAGUCAUCACCUGCCUGCCAGAGCCUCAGCACGUACGAGGCGUCUACGAUUCCAUCCUGACGAGCUCCCUCCCCAAGAAAGAUCGCAUCUUCAUCGACUGCUCCACAAUUGACCCGACAACAUCGCGGCAAGUGGCCCAAACCGUCACAGAUGCUGGACAGGGCACGUUUGUGGACGCACCCAUGUCCGGAGGCGUUGUCGGCGCCACGGCCGGUACACUGACGUUUAUGCUGGGUGCUGAGUCCAGCAUCUUGCCUCGCGUAGAACCUACGCUAUUCCUCAUGGGCAAGAAGGUGCUGCACUGCGGUGACCAAGGCGCCGGUCUGUCGGCCAAGCUUGCCAACAACUAUCUCCUGGCCCUCAACAACAUUGCCACCGCAGAGGCGAUGAACCUGGGAAUUCGAUGCGGCCUGGAUCCCAAAGUUCUCGCCAAUGUGCUCAACGUGAGCACGGGCAGAUGCUGGCCGAGUGAGAUCAACAACCCUGUAAAGGGUGUUGUCGAGACUGCCCCCGCUAGCCGUGACUAUCGCGGUGGAUUUGGCAUAUCAUUGAUGAGAAAGGAUCUUCGAUUGGCGCUGGUGGCUGCUGAGGCAGCUCAGGCCAAGACAGAGCUGGGAACGGUGGGCUUUGGCAUGUACGAUAAGGCGGCGCAGCGUGAGGACUGCAAGGACCGAGAUUUUUCAGUUGUUUAUAGAUAUAUGGGAGGCAAGGAAGAGUAGAGUUAAAAGAACGAAUAGUAACGAAUUAAUGCAAAUUUAAUUUAGAGUCAUACGUAGCGGCGGAUGCGCGAUUGCACGGACUAACAUGAAGCUGCGUCGUGGCUCAACAAAGGCAUUGUUCAAGCCCGCGUCAAGCUGGCCUUAUCUCUCGGGUGCAUGAUCUGCUCGGAGAUGAGAGAGACAGCAUGGACACACCCUCGCCAGCGUGGG